This is a messenger RNA of Elaeis guineensis (African oil palm), 974 nucleotides long. The record is from RefSeq and is a predicted model, not a curated record. Lineage: Eukaryota; Viridiplantae; Streptophyta; Magnoliopsida; Arecales; Arecaceae.
ACCGUCAUAAAAAUCUCUAAGCGAUUACUCGAUCGACCAUCAAAUAAAUAUUAACGUUAAACACGGACGGCAGAUCGAGCAAUCUCAUACAAAAACUAUAUACGGACAUGUCCUCUAAGCGGCGUCGUUACUUUUAAGCGAGCUAACCGACCCCGGGGCGUGUCGGAUUAUUCCCGGGCUUUCCUCCCUUGUUUUGUCGAAGAGAUGGCAGCGGCGACGGAGGCGGCGACGGCUGCUGCGGGGAAGGAGGAGGCGGCGGACGAAAAGACGGUGAUGGUGGUGGCGAUCGACGAGAGCGAGCACAGCUACUACGCCCUGGAGUGGACCCUUGAGCACUUCUCCCCCAAGCUUCGCGGCCCGAGCCCGCCUUUUAAGCUUGUUAUCGUCCACGCCAAGCCCAUCCCUUCCUCCGUCCUCACCCUCGGGGCGCCGGGGGCUGUGGAUGUGCUGCCGUUUGUGGAAGCCGACCUGAGGAAGAGCGCGGCGAGUGUCGUGGAGAAGGCUAGGGAGGUCUGCGAGGCCAAAUCGGUGAGCCCACUGGUUGAGGUGGUUGAAGGAGAUGCGAGGUAUGUUCUCUGUGAGGCAGUAGAAAAGCACCAUGCUGAUAUGUUGGUUGUGGGCAGCCAUGGUUACGGAGCAGUAAAAAGGGCAGUUUUGGGUAGUGUGAGUGACUACUGCGCUCAUCAUGCUCAGUGCACUGUGAUGAUAGUGAAGAAACCCAGGUCAAAGGGUUGAGUGAUUUAGUUGACAAGCUGGAGACAGUUUCCAUCAGUGUAUAUCCAAUAAAAUUCUUGCAUAAUAGCAAGAUACUUAGUUACGUACACACUACAUGUCCAUUAUAUCUUAUAGUUGCUUCUGUAUUGUUCUUUAUGGAUCUAGCAGUGUUUGUGAAUCGAAUAUAGCAAUAUCUUGCUUUAUCCUUUGUUCUCAAUCUUUCCCUUCAAUAAAACAUCAUACUUGCUGGUGAGCUUUGG